Aureobasidium subglaciale EXF-2481 is the source of this 1554-nucleotide messenger RNA. RefSeq lists its product as uncharacterized. The transcript has 2 exons. Gene Ontology annotation, biological process: secondary metabolite biosynthetic process. The record is from RefSeq and is a predicted model, not a curated record. Lineage: Eukaryota; Fungi; Ascomycota; Dothideomycetes; Dothideales; Saccotheciaceae. The coding region runs from base 78 to 1403 and encodes 441 amino acids. Gene Ontology annotation, molecular function: FAD binding.
CCUCCUACCUCGCGAUCUUUUUCUCUGCUUACUAAAACUUCAUCCUUUGGCCCUUCAAACCAUUCGAGACUGUGACAAUGCAAAACGCGCCUGAGCUCGCCAUAGUCGGUGGUGGUAUUGUCGGUCUGAUAUGCGCACUCGGCCUGAUCGAUCGCGGUAUCAACGUGAGAGUCUACGAGCAAGCUGGCGGACUCCGUGAGAAUGGAGCUGGCCUAGCAUUCACACGCAACGCAGUCGAGUGUCUCAAACUUGUCAGUCCAUUGGCAAGCGAAGCUUUGAAAUCUGUGCAAACGCCCACUGGAGACACGACCCAGCCAAACGACCACCUAACAUGGGUUGACGGAUUCAAUCAGCACGAUCAAAACGAUCCAAUGUUUGAGCCAGCGCUGUUCAAGCUUUUUGUCGGAGCGAAUGGCUUCGAGGGCUGUCAUAGAGCUCAUCUGCUCGAGGCAUUGUGGAAGAGAUUGCCACAAGGCACAGUUGUCUUUGGCAAGAAGUUACAGACCAUCCAUGAUGACCUCCACAGCGACAGGGUACUCUUGCAUUUCGUGGACGGAUCAAUUGCACAGGCAAAUGCUGUCAUCGGAUGUGACGGUAUCAAGUCUCGUACCAGAGCCUUGUUGCUCGGUCCCGAUCACCCGGCAUCAAAGCCUCAGUAUACACACAAACUCUCCUACCGAGCUCUGAUCCCAAUGGAAAAGGCCAUUGCCGCUCUUGGAGCACAAAAAGCACUGGACCAAUGCAUGCACAUAGGUCCGAACAGACAUCUCCUCCACUUCCCCGUCGCAGAUCAGAAGCUACUCAACGUUGUAGCGUUCAACUCAGACUGCGACCCCUGGGUUGAUGAAAACGGCCGACUGAUCGCGCCAGCUACGAGACAAGAAGUCGUCGACGCCUUCAAAGACUGGAACAAACCUGUUCGAACCAUUACCGAAAUGUUCCCCGAGGUCGGAGAGAAAUGGGCUGUGUUCGACAGCUACGAGCACCCGGUUCCGUUCUACUCCAAGGGACGCGUAUGUCUAGCUGGCGACUCUGCGCAUGCCGCAGCGCCUCACCAUGGAGCUGGCGCAGGCGCUGGUGUCGAAGACGUGCUUUGCCUCAUCACCGCAAUUGACAAGGCGCUGAUGUUAGCGACACCAAAGACUGCUUUGACCAACGCCUUCUCAAUUUAUGACGGUAUGCGAUACGAACGUACUCAGUGGUUAGUCGAGAGCAGCCACGAGGUUUGCGAGAUGUACGAGUUGGACCAUCCUUUGACAAAAGGUGACAUGGGCAAAUGCAAGGAUGAGAUUGAAGCAAGAUCACACAAGAUCUGGUACUUCGAUUAUGAGGAAAUGCUGAGCCAGACAUUGAGUGCAGUAGACAAACUCCUGGGCCAACCGGCACCGCGCGUCAUGCUCUGAUUGCCGUGCUUUUGCACUUUGUCAUUCGCUAUUCCUGUUACCAUGGGCUAGAGAUCUGUUAGACAGAUAGCCACGCGGUGCAUUCGAACUAGUCACUAGCAAAGUAAACCAAUAAACGAUAUCAGUACAAAUGAGGAAUUUUUCUUCUGCC